AUGGGGGAAGAGGAUUACCAGAACGAAGGUGGGUGCCCACGGAAGAGGUGGACAUUGGAACAACUGAAAAAUGGAAACACAUUUUUGUCGAUGCAAGCUGCGACCAACAAAUUCGACUCCCAGGCUGGAAUGACUGCUCCUGGAAUGCCACGAUGGAACAUCGUCCGGGACAAACAGCUAGGGUAUAUCGAACCGGAUCGUCGUUCGGAAAAUGUCCUCCGUGUCCAAUGCGGUACCAACCAGUAUGCCUCACAGAAAGGUGAAACUCCCAUGGGAGCUACACGUUGCCAGGUCCCCAAAGUCACCUACAAGAAGGAUUGGGAGACGGUACUGGACAAAGAAGGUGAGAAAAUCAUUCCAAAACAGGCUGGCGAUUAUGGACUUGCUACCCAAGCAGGAGAGGUUUCAAUGGGCGCUCACAGGAACCAAGUACCAAAUGUUCGGGGACGUUUGCCACACGAUCGCCGUACUCAUGGUGUCCUUGUUUUCCAGAAUGGAACAAAUAUUUUUGCUUCACAAACUGGAAUGACUGCACCACCUGGUAUUGGAGCUGUUCGACAGGCAACUCAACGAAUUGAAGGUCUUGACAUGACGGAAGAUCAGCAACGUCGUGGUACAGAAUACAUUCCAUGGUAUUCUGGACAGAAUAAAUUUGCAACACAAGCUGGUAGUGGAGGAUUCUUGAAAGUUCGAGAUGUCAUAGGAGGAAAAGAAAUAGACGACGAGCUUAAGCAGAAGAUCGAGGAAUAUGAAGCAGCGCUGAAAGAAUGGGAGGAAUCAAAACCACCAGGAAGUGCAUCGAGUGUCGACCCAUUCGGACAUUAUAAAAAGAAGUUCGAAGACAGAGAAAUAGAGAAAGAGGUACAUUUUUGA
Haemonchus placei is the source of this 873-nucleotide messenger RNA. NCBI's taxonomy places the organism in Eukaryota, Metazoa, Nematoda, Chromadorea, Rhabditida, Trichostrongylidae. The record is from the annotation of a GenBank genome assembly.